This is a messenger RNA of Carassius gibelio (silver crucian carp), 3929 nucleotides long. Its product is annotated as TBC1 domain family member 24-like. The coding region runs from base 150 to 1847 and encodes 565 amino acids. The transcript is spliced from 7 exons. The record is from RefSeq and is a predicted model, not a curated record. Lineage: Eukaryota; Metazoa; Chordata; Actinopteri; Cypriniformes; Cyprinidae.
GUGACGGUAGCGCUCACUGCGCAUGCGCGCACAAUCAUAAAUAUGCGCGCUGCCUGACAGACAGUCGACAGCAAAUCAGCUGGAGCAAUAUGACUGGCUAGUUUCUUUCUGUCCUCUCUUGUGCUGUUUGUCGCGUGAGGUCAGAGGUCAUGGCUGCUGAUUGUGGCGUGUUUGUGGACUGGUCUCAGAUGGGCGAUGUGAGUCGCGACGCGGAUCCCGGUAAGAUCGAAUAUAAAGACUUAAAGGAGCUGAAGCAGCACGCCCGCUCGGGCCAGUGGGCCAAAAAUCACAACCAGCGCUCGGCCGUUUACCAGCAGCUGCUCAAAGCGCUCCCGUGUCGCACCGUCACGCCGGACGCUGCGGUCUACCGCGACAUCGUAGGCAGUGCUAACAGCAAGCGUAUCUCAUCCACUCCCCAGCUGCCUGAGUUCGUGGACGGGGUGGCAGUGCCAUUCUACAGUCUAAAGCCCGAAUCUGUGGGAUCGGUUCAUGCUGUUCUUUCCUGCAUCGCAGGACAGUUCCCGGAUAUCUCGUAUUGCCCGUCUUUACCGGCGGUGACCGCGCUGCUGCUGCACUGGAGCGCCGAUGAAGCGCAGUGCUUCGAGAGCGUCAGCCGCAUGCUGGCCUGCAACGAACCCGGGCGCCGUUUAUUAGAUCAGACUUUCCUUGCAUAUCAAUCGGCCAGCAUGACCUUCGGCGACCUCGUGCAUAAAUACUGCCCGGCCGCGCAUAAGCUGAUGGUGGCCACCGCGACAGACGUCCUGGAGGUUUACUCCGACUGGCAGCGAUGGGUUCUGGGCGACCUUCCGUUUAGCUUCGCUGCGCGUGUGAUGGAUGUGUAUUUGGUGGAGGGGUACAAGGUCCUUUACCGCGUGGCGCUGGCGAUACUGAAGUUCUACCGCAAGCAGCGCAGCGCUGCAACAAGCUCGGCUUUAACCAAACAGGACUCGGCGGCGAUCAGGAGCGAUAUCCAGGCGUUCGUGCAGAACAUCGGGAAAAGUGUGACUCCGGACAAGCUGCUGGAAAAGGCCUUUUCCAUCCGUCUGUUCAGCCGGAAAGAGAUCACGCUGCUGCAGCUGGCCAAUGAGAAAUCACUCCAGCAGAAAGGCAUCACCGUCAAACAGAAGAGACAAAAUGUGCAGUUAGCAGUGAACGCUGAUAAUUUCAGCUCGGAGAUCGUCAGCGCGAAAGAGAUCAGAGAUAUCUGGUCCUGGAUCCCGGAGCGUUUCGCUUUAUGUCAGCCGCAGCUGCUCUUCACCACAUCCACACACGGAUGCAGCCUCAACAGGUUUUAUUCUCAUUGUGAGGGAUACGAGCCGACACUGAUGCUCAUCAGGACUACAGACGGAGAGGUGUGUGGAGCCUUCCUGUCCACUGAUUGGGAGGAGCGGAAGAGGGGCGGGAACAAGUCCAGCUUCUUUGGCACCGGAGAGUGUUUCGUCUUCAGAAUGAAGCCGGAGAUGGAGCGUUAUGAGUGGGUGGUUAUCAAACACCCGGAGCUGGUGAACACGGCUCAGUCCGCAGACGAUGAACAGAACUGUGCUAAUAACAACGAUGAUGCAGCUCAGUCUCUAGAGGAGCCCACAGCAGACGCGUCUCAGCUGUCACCCUUCCUCUCCACACGACACUUCAACCUAAACUCAACCAACACCUCCAUGUUCAUGGCGGGAAACGCCGACUCCAUCAUUAUCGGAGGAGGUGAAGGAAACGCUCUGUACAUCGACUCGGAGCUGAACCACGGCCGAACCGAGCGCUGCCUGACCUUCGACAACCCACCGCUGUGUGCCGAGAGCUUCCAGGUCGCUCUUCUGGAGGUGUGGGGCUUCAGAGAUGCCAUGGCUUCAUAAGAGCAGCUCUCCACGACUGCAGAUGCUGUGGCUGUAAGAUAGACGUCCCUUCAUGAUGUGCUGCUCCUCCAGUGCACUAAAAGAUCCGACCUAAACUCCUGUGAAGAUCUCACGUUUAUUGUGUAUAUUUAUCGAUUUAAAACAUAUCUCGAGGUUUGUUUUGAUUGUUUUCUUAUCGGUGGAAAGCUGUUCUGAUUCAGGAAAUGAAGUUUAGUAUUGAAGGAUUCUGUCAGUUUCGUCAAAACCGCUUUUUGCAUUUUCUGCAGUAAUGAUUAAAUAUCUACAAGAAAUGAGGAGACUUUCAUGUUAAAUCAAAACCAUAUUUAUCGACGUGAUUCCAGCAAGGUGUUAGAAAUCUGUCACUGUCUUUUCUGGUGCGGAACACACCGAUAUAUCACUGUUUUCUAAUUACAGUCACAAGAACGUGGUGAGGGUCAUCAAAAUGUUUUAUUUUUUUAUACAAAAUAUAAUUUGUUUCUUUUCAUUUUGGGAUGAAAAUGUAUUUAUGGAUUUACCCAGCGAGUUUUCUCUGUUCUCUCUGGAAGCCUGUUUCUACCACUGCAUACAAAAUAAAAAAAGCUUGACUUUUAUCUCACAGUUGAAUGAUAUAAACUCACAAUUGUGUUAUAAUGUCAGAAUUGCAAGAUAACUCAAACUUCAGAGAAAAUUUUGAUUUCUUUUGGUUGGUAAUUUUUUUUUUUUUUUGUAUCAGAAUGGAGAGUUUGUUUCCGAAUGGGGAGUUUGUAUCGGAAUGGGGAGUUUGUAUCGGAAUGGGGAGUUUGUAUCGGAAUGGGGAGUUUGUAUCGGAAUGGGGAGUUUGUUUCCGAAUGGGGAGUUUGUAUCGGAAUGGGGAGUUUGUAUCGGAAUGGGGAGUUUGUUUCCGAAUGGGGAGUUUGUAUCGGAAUGGGGAGUUUGUAUCGGAAUGGGGAGUUUGUAUCGGAAUGGGGAGUUUGUUUCCGAAUGGGGAGUUUGUAUCGGAAUGGGGAGUUUGUAUCGGAAUGGGGAGUUUGUAUCGGAAUGGGGAGUUUGUUUCGGAAUGGGGAGUUUGUUUUCCGAUUUCUGACUUUGUAUCUUGCAAUUGAUAGUUUUUAUGAUACAAUUCGGAGAAUAAAUGUCAGAGUUGCAAGAAAAAGUCACAAAUAACUUUAUUUUUUUGGUUCAUUGGCAGAAAUGGGCUUCCAUAGUUCCUCUAUGCAGCUUUGUGCCAACUGGGAAAAAUAUAUUUUCCAGGUUCUCGACACACAGAGGAUGGGAAAACACGAGCUCUUCAUAAACCUCCAGUGGAAACAGAAACACUUUUGGGGCAUUUAGCGACUUUCAAUGGCAUUCCAGUGUUCUUUUAAAUCAGAAAUCAACAUCCUGUCAUCACGGACUCAUUGUCCUCUCGUUGUUCCAAACGACGUAUAUGACUUUUUUUCUAUAGUGUGACACAAACAGAGAGAUUUUGCAGUGAAAGUCGAGUGGUCAGAGCGGUCAAGCUGCUAAAUGAACAAAAAAAAAACACCAUUAAAGUUAGAUUUAAACAAAAUAAUAAUAAUGAAAACAGAUCCUGAAAAAUCCUGAAAAGUUGUGUUUUUUUGUGCAUGUAAUAAAGAAAGUCAUCUUGUCUUGGAACAACAUUUUCUAUGUUAAAUGCACUCUAUCUUAAUUGAAAUUGAAUGAUUUUGAUCAUAUGAUCAUAUCACUCAGUCCAAAAAAAAACAAAAAAACGCAUAAAUGCAAAAGUUUUUCUUUUGCUAAACAUGAACGGUUAAUGUAUGCAGAUUGAAUUGCGAUGUAAAAUGCACUAGAGAUCCAGCUUCUUGUUAAUCAUUCAAUGCUCUUUGCUUGAUUUGUAUUAUCAGCACUAUUUUAAGUGGGAAGUAUUAUUUUUUAUGAGUUAUCUUUUUCCUUUUGCACUUACUGAACAUAUUUUUAGUUGUCGAAUAUUAGUAACUCAUCUUUGAAUUAAUGUCAGUAAUAUAUUGUUUGUUUUCAGUUUCUACAUAUCAGUAAGGAUAUCUUCAGCUGAUUUGUGUCAUAUCUUUGAAUUGGAGAUUCAAGUGAUGAAGAAUAAAAACUGUGCAAGGUGUCAUUAAAACA